GGAUCCUUUCUGUGUUAAAUUCUUUAAAUUGUACAUGUACAAAUACAGUACGUAGAAAAGUCAGUAUUCCACCACCCUCUUCCCAUAUAUAAUUCCUUGUUCUCUCUACUUGAUUCACCGCUCAUUGCAAUUCACGACUUAUUUAUCUCUCUCUGACAAACAUGGUACAAUCCAAAAAGUUCAGAGGCGUCAGGCAACGUCACUGGGGUUCUUGGGUCUCCGAGAUUCGUCACCCUUUAUUGAAGAGGAGGGUGUGGUUAGGGACGUUUGAGACGGCGGAGGAGGCUGCGAAAGCCUACGACGAGGCGGCGAUUUUGAUGAGUGGCCGGAAUGCCAAAACAAAUUUCCCUCUUGUGGCUAGCCAGGAUGCAAACGAUAAUAUUUCUUCAUCAUCAUCAUCGACAACUUCAUCUGCAAAUUCACUCUCCACAAUUCUUAGUGCAAAAUUGCGAAAAUGUUGUAAAUCACCAUCUCCUUCUCUCACUUGUUUAAGGUUGGACACUGAGAAUUCCCACAUUGGAGUAUGGCAAAAGCAGGCCGGGGCGCGGUCGGAUUCGAAUUGGGUGAUGACUGUUGAGCUUGACAAGAAAAAAGAUCAGCCACCAUCGCAACUGGCCGAGGUGGCGUUGGCGCCGGAGGAUUCCACGCCGAUGGAGAUCAAAACUCGAGAUGGCAUAGAUGAAGAAGAAAGAAUUGCAUUGCAAAUGAUUGAAGAACUUCUUAACAGGAAUUGAAAAGUUGCUACAUCAUUUUCCAAAGAGUUGGAUUGGAUUUCGUAGGCGCGAGGGUACGUACCUCUUUGUCGGGAUAGACGGGCUUAACUACUGGAAAUGACUCAUUCCAUUUAGAUCAGGAAACCAAGGAAGCUUAACUUUGCACGUCAAUUAACUAAUGAAAACAUUAUGAUAACUUCACUACAUAGAACCUGAGGAGAGUAAAGUCACUGAUACUUCUGCAAAAUGAAGAUCCAUUGUCAGCAAAUAAGGGACUGUUCUCUUCGUAUUUCAAUUUUGUAAUUUUGAGUUUUAAAUUCA
This is a messenger RNA of Olea europaea var. sylvestris, 1034 nucleotides long. RefSeq names its product ethylene-responsive transcription factor WIN1-like. The transcript is spliced from 3 exons. Gene Ontology annotation, molecular function: DNA binding; DNA-binding transcription factor activity. Gene Ontology annotation, biological process: regulation of DNA-templated transcription. Lineage: Eukaryota; Viridiplantae; Streptophyta; Magnoliopsida; Lamiales; Oleaceae. The record is from RefSeq and is a predicted model, not a curated record. The coding region runs from base 162 to 734 and encodes 190 amino acids.